Pimephales promelas (fathead minnow) is the source of this 4545-nucleotide messenger RNA. NCBI's taxonomy places the organism in Eukaryota, Metazoa, Chordata, Actinopteri, Cypriniformes, Leuciscidae. The record is from RefSeq and is a predicted model, not a curated record.
GCGCAUGCGCAGGAGCAGUAAGAGGAAGCGAGCUGAUAAACGCAUUGAACCCGUCUGUUCAGUUGUAAUAUUACAAUGGCACAGUGAACUAUCGUAAACCGAGCCGAUAUCAGCCCUGAACUGUGCAUGUGUGUAUGAUGGCGUGGGGAGUGUGUAGCAGGGCUCUGGUGUGGAUUAUAUCCGCGCUCGUGUGCUGGAGUCUGAUGGGCUCCUGCAUCAGCAGCACGGUGUCUGUGCCCGAGAGUCUGCUCUUCGUGUCCACGCUGGACGGGAACCUUCACGCCGUCAGCAAGAGAUCGGGAAGCAUCAAAUGGACCCUGAAAGAAGAUCCUGUUUUGCAAGUCCCGACGCACGUGUCAGAGCCUGCGUUUCUCCCAGACCCCAACGACGGCAGUCUGUACUCUCUCGGAGGGAAGAACAACGAGGGUCUGACGAAACUGCCGUUCACCAUUCCUGAGCUGGUCCAGGCAUCGCCCUGCCGCAGUUCUGAUGGCAUCUUAUACAUGGGUAAGAAGCAGGACGUGUGGUAUGUGGUGGAUCUGUUGACCGGUGAGAAGCAGCAAACGCUGACCUCCUCCUAUGCUGAGAUGUUCUGUCCAUCUUCAUCUCUGCUGUACCUCGGACGCACAGAAUACACCAUCACGAUGUACGACACCAAGAGCCGAGAGCUUCGCUGGAACGCCACGUACUCCGACUACGCCUACACCCUUCCAGACGACGACACCAAAUACAGUAUGGCCCACUUCGUGUCCAACGGGGACGGGCUGGUGGUGACGGUGGACAGCGAGUCCGGGGACGUGCAGUGGGUUCAGAACUAUAACUCUCCUGUGGUGGCCAUCUACAUCUGGCAGCGCGAGGGCCUUCGCAAGGUCACACACACCAACGUGGCCGUCGAAACCCUGCGCUACCUCACGUUCAUGUCAGGAGAGGUGGGCCGCAUUACCCAGUGGACGUACCCGUUCCCCCGCGAGAAGAAAACCAAAGAUAAACUCCUGUCCACGUUGUAUGUGGGGAAACACUCCACUGGUCUGUACGCGUCCCCCUCACUGGUGCAUGAUGGAGUUACUGUUGUGCCCCGUGGCAGGACGUUUCCCAUGCUGGAGGGUCCCAGUAACCAGGACUCGAGUAUGGAAGAUGACCAGGAGUGUGUGAUCACUCCCAGCACAACAGUGAAGUUCAGCGCAGCGCUCAGAGAGAGGAACCGCAUCAACUUCAUGAGGAACUCUCUCCUGCUGAUAGGUCACCACGAGACGCCACCUGAUGCUCAGAACAAGAUCCUGGAGAAGUUUCCGGAGAACAUCCCUCGCCAGCACGUUAACAUCAUCCCUCCGGCCACAGAGAAGACCAUGGAAGAGAAAGUGAAUGAGAGCGGGAUGGAGGACAACAGUCCGCUGCGUCCGCCGGUGUCGGCCCUGCAGGAGAAGUCCGGCCGUGUCCCGCGCGUGGAGACGCCAGUGGACUCCAUGCUGAAGGACAUGGCCACCAUCAUCUUCUGCACCUUCCUCCUGGCCGGCUGGGUGGCCUUCAUCAUCACCUAUCCCAAGAAUGUGCAGAAGCAGCAGCAGCUCCAGCACCAGCAGUUCCAGGCUCAGAUGGAGGAGAAGCUGGAGUUGCUCCAGCGGCAGCAUCUGGUGUUCCAGCCGCCCGCAGACUCGGAGUUCCUGGAGCCGGGCCGUCCGCGGUGCGAGAGCUCGUCCCACAGCAGCCCCAACGUCACCCCGCGCGCCUCCAACCACUCCAGCGCCUCCCAGCCCGAGGCGGGACACUCCGCCAGCGAGCACGACGACCCCGAGGAAGAGUCCAGCAUGGUGCGCAUCGGGAACAUCCGAUUCAGCCCCAGAGAUGUGCUUGGACACGGCGCCGAGGGGACUAUCGUGUACAGGGGUCAGUUUGACAACCGUCCCGUGGCUGUGAAGAGGAUUCUCCCAGAAUGCUUCAGUUUUGCUGAUCGAGAGGUUCAGCUUCUGCGGGAGUCGGACGAGCACCCGAACGUGAUCCGCUACUUCUGCACCGAGAGAGACCGCCAGUUCCAGUACAUCGCCAUAGAGCUGUGCAGACACACACUGCAGGAGUAUGUGGAGCGCAAGGAUUUUGACCGGCAUGGAUUGGAGCCAGUGACGCUGCUAGAGCAAACCAUGUCUGGGCUGUCUCAUCUACAUUCCCUUAAUAUAGUCCACCGGGAUCUGAAGCCGCACAACAUCCUGGUGUCGAUGCCGAACACACACGGGCGUGCGAAGGCCAUGAUCUCGGACUUCGGGCUGUGUAAGAAGCUGGCGGUGGGCCGGCACAGCUUCAGCAGGAAGUCAGGCGUCCCGGGAACCGAGGGCUGGAUCGCUCCCGAGGUGCUCAGUGAGGACGCCAAGCACAACCCGACCUGCAUGGUGGACAUCUUCUCUGCAGGAUGUGUGUUUUACUAUGUGCUUUCUGAAGGCCAACACCCGUUCGGGAAGUCCUUGCAGCGACAGGCAAACAUUCUGCUGGGGGCCUAUUCCCUCGACCUCUUACAGCCCGACACACACGAGGGUAUUGUGUGCCGGAACCUGAUCGAGCAGAUGUUGAGCAACGAUCCGGAGAAGAGGCCCUCGUCCGAGCGAGUGCUGAAACACCCCUUCUUCUGGAGUCUGGAGAAACAGCUGCACUUCUUCCAGGAUGUGAGCGAUAGGAUCGAGAAGGAGCCGUUAGAUGGACCAAUCGUGAGGCAGCUGGAGAGAGGAGGGCGGGUCGUGGUCAAAGCUGAUUGGAGGGAUCAUAUCACAGUUCCUCUACAGACCGAUCUGCGCAGAUUUCGCUCGUACAAAGGCGGAUCGGUCCGAGAUCUGUUACGUGCCAUGAGGAAUAAGAAACACCAUUACCGAGAGUUACCCAAGGAAGUCCAGGAAACGCUGGGAUCCAUUCCAGAUGAGUUUGUCUCCUACUUCACCUCCAGAUUCCCUCUUCUUCUGCUACACACACAUCUGGCCAUGCGUUCCUGUGCAGCGGAGCGACUGUUCCUGCCUUACUAUCACUCUUCAGAACUUGCUCAGACCCUGCCCACUCAGACUCUGCCCACAGAGACCCCGCCCACAACGACCCUACCAACAGAGACUCCUCACACUCAGACCCUGCCCACAGAGACUCCUCCCACAGAGACCCUGCCCACACUGACUCCUCCCACAAAAACCCUGCCCACUCAGACCCAGCCAACAGAGUCUCCUCCCACUCUAACCCCUCCCACACAGACUCUUCCAACAGAGACUCCUCCCACAGAGAGGUUAAAUUUAACCCCUCCCACACAGACUCUGCCAACAGAGACUCCGCCCACUCAGCCUGAGCUCAGCACAGUGAUGCUCAUACAGACAGACCCACAGGAGGCUGUAGAUCUGUAGAGUCACAUGACCGGUUCACAGAUGUUCCUGGGAUGAGUGUGUGUGUGUGCGCGCGCGGUCUGGGCCUGCAGUGUCUGGGCUGUGUCUCGCAGAGGACGCCAUCGCAUCUUUCAGUGCCUUACAUGUGUUCGAGAUCAUCGCUGGAGGAGGAAAAACCCUGUAGUCAUUCCUUCCUUCCUUCUGUGGAGCGAUUGUGUUGUUGUGGAACACUUGAAGUGAACGCAAGAAAUUCUACUGUGCAAUGUUGAGAGAGAACGUGUUAUUGAAUAUAUAUUUUUGUACAUAUUUGGAUCAUUGAUAAUCGGUUGAAGUGGCCAUUGAUUGUGCCUUUUUUUUUAAACGACACGGUGUCUUGGUUCUGAAGAGAGUCUAACGUGUGUGAUUUCUGCUUUAUGCUUUUGCUGCUGAGAGAUGUUAAAGGAAUAAUUCUAGUUUCCAUACAGCCCCAAAAUGACCAAACAUAAUCAUAGAAGUUGUGUGUUCUGAAGAUCGCUUCCAGAUUGAAGCCAUUAUUCACUGCUAUCGUUUGGCUUCAGGAAACUUUAAAUACAGUUCGCUACUAUUGUAUGAUCCCACUGGUCUGAAACUAUAAGUUUGAUUUUUGGGUGAGCUGUUCCUUCAAUGUCUCGAACAUAAAACCAACUGUAUGACAUUACAGGUAUUACGCUUUCAAAAGUUCUGGAUGUAUUUUCAUGACAAUCUUAGUUAUUGUUAUCCUGCUCAUAACUUCAGUCAUCCACUUUAAUAUGUUGGCCAUUUUUAACAAAACAUGUUGAACUAUGAAUUCAUUCCCUUGGAUUCUGGAUAGUGCGGAUGCAUUUUUUUUUUUAGCGUUCAGGUGAUUUUCUUAAAUAAUGGAGAAUAAUUGAACUAUUUUUCUUGGUUUUAGUGGACUCCUGAUUUAAAAAACUGUGGGCUUUCUGUUAGGAAAUGCCAGGAAAGACUUUAUUUAGUGUCCCAGUGCUAUGAAGGCGUCUCUCCUGCAGAUGUGCAGUGCAUAUAUACGGCAUGGUGACAUGAAAUGCUGAACUGAAAUAUUGCAGAUGGAGCUUUUAUAACGUUACAUGUUUUUUUAAUGUUCAGUAUAUAUUUUUAAAUGGCACAUUUUAAAGGGGAAAUGAUUCAAAUGCAAUGCCUUUUCACAUGUAGUGUUAAUAAAAGCUGCUAUUGUGCAAAGCCA